Linum tenue is the source of this 375-nucleotide messenger RNA. NCBI's taxonomy places the organism in Eukaryota, Viridiplantae, Streptophyta, Magnoliopsida, Malpighiales, Linaceae. The record is from the annotation of a GenBank genome assembly.
GUUGUUUUGCCUGAGCUUGCCUUGUCAAUGGCAGCUUGAGGGGAACACACCAACGAAGAACAAGAAAGGAACUUGUGGGUGGGGAUCUAAGCAACAAAACAACUCACCUGUUUUCUUUUUUCCAUUUUCUCGCAAUCUUAGAAAGAAAAAAAGCUAUUGACUUUCAGAAACACCAUGGCGGCGUGUGCUAGCGGCAGCGACGACCGUGACGUUGGCGGUUUGGGUACUGUCCUACUUCAGACCCAUCGAGGUGGCGCUUCUCAGCCCCUUGAAUCGUUCUUCCUGCCUUCGUCUUCUUCUCCUUCUUUCCUCGGUCCAAGAUCCAUAGUCCGUUUCGACGAUUCGAACGGAUCAACAACAAGCAGGCCCUUCUUC